AUGAGGCUGGCUAGACUACUACUGCAUGCACCUGCAGGCACUGCAAGGGAAACGUCCCUGCUAGACAUAGGAUGGGUUACACUUGUCAACCAAUUGAGGACACGACUGCUCAGAUACAGAAAAAGAAUUUAUGACAUGAAUGACCACCUGACAGUCCUUAUGAGGGAACUGAACUCUCGCGAGCUAUUGCCAUGAGAGAUGAGAUGCUGGGAGACACUUGCACUAGUAGGCAUGAGUAAAUACCAGGGAGAAGGCAAGCUGCAGGAGGUAGACAAAGUAGAGUGGAAGCAAAAGAUCAAGGAUGCUGUGAGACUGCUGAACUGAAGGGAAUCGAUGCAUAGGCUGAAAGCUGAAACUGAAAAAUCUACACGAAUGUACAGGUCUCUCAUGGUAUGGAUGGAAUCUACAGAUGUAUCAACAUUUGUCAAGAUUAAUUCAUAUAAUGGAGCUGCAAUAGGAAUGGUACAUAGAAUGAGAGCAGGCUUCAACUUCUGUAACGCUAAUGCUAAAUUAAGGCACUUGACACAUGAUGAAAUGUGCAAUGAAUGUAAGGUACCUGAAACUGAAGAGCAUGUACUUACAGAAUGCACAAGGUACGGCAGGUAUAGACUUGAACUGCAGGAGCAACUUGAUAAUACAGGUAUAGCAUGAUCAGCACUUGGACUCAUUCAGGUAAUGCUUUAUGGAGCAAAGUAA
Messenger RNA from Blepharisma stoltei, 696 nucleotides. The record is from the annotation of a GenBank genome assembly. Lineage: Eukaryota; Ciliophora; Heterotrichea; Heterotrichida; Blepharismidae.